AUGUCUAAGUCCGAGUCUACGAACCAGCGGGAGAAAGGCAUUGACAGUGAGCUGGAAGAGGCCAACAUUGUCGACUGGGCGGCCCUAACGAUCCCAUCAAUCCCAAAAACUGGCCAAAGCACAGAAAAUGGACGCAUAUUGAAUAUGGCUCCGACAAUGUGCGCACCUGGAAUUAGUGGUAUCUCUGCAGACUUGGACAUUACUUCCAGCGCCGUCAGUACCCUUGCUAUUACUCUGUACGUGCUUGGAUUGGCUAUUGGGCCCAUGUUCAUGUCUCCCGUCAGCGAGGUGUACGGACGCGUGCCCGUAUACCAUGCUGCCAAUAUUAUUUUCGUCGCCAUGAUUAUUGGUAGUGCGCUGAGCUGGAAUCUUGCUCAAUUCCUAGUCUUCCGAUUCAUAUCGGGCUGUGCUGGCGGCACCCCAAUGGCUCUAGGCGGAGGGACUAUUGCAGACAUCACCACUAUAGAGCAAAGAGCAGUUGCGAUGGCGUUUUUUAGCAUGGGGCCACUUGCAGGACCGUCCGAUCUCGUUCAGGUCCUUGGUCCUGUUAUCGGAGGCUUCCUCGCUGCAAGCAAAGGCUGGCGCUGGACUUUCUGGUUGCUAGCCAUCUUGGGGGGAUUCUGUAGUGUUUCGGCUUUUGUUAUUAUGAGUGAAACACAUCCCAAGGUCAUCCUAGAGCGCAAAACUGCCAGUCUCCGCGCUGACAACGGAAACCAUCAUCUUCGCUCUAAGCUUGCCGGAAACCCUCUCUCCCCACAUCAGGUUGUCGUCCAGGUACUUAUUCGACCUACUGUGCUCCUGUUUCGGUCGCCUAUCCUCUUUGUCAUAUCCCUUUACGUGGCCUUGGUAUUUGGAGUGAUGUACCUGCUGUUUACCACAUUCACCAGCGUAUUCGAGGGCCAGUACGGAUUCAGCACUUCCGUGUCCGGGCUGGUGUACCUCGGUCCGGGGUUCUCCCUUGUCGCCAGCAUGCUCAUAUUCAACAUCCUGAAUAAUCACCUUCAGUCAGCGCAAUCGAAGGCCGAUGGGGUGCAACAGCACCGGCCAGAGAAUCGGCUACUUCCUAUGAUCUGGUUCAGUCCGCUUGUUAGCCUCGGCCUCUUCAUAUACGGUUGGACUGCUUACUAUAAGGUCCAUUGGAUGGUACCCAUCAUCGGUACUGCUUUUAUGGGCUUUGGAGCCUUUUUCGUUAUGAUGCCCGCGCAACUCUAUCUGAUCGACGUAUUUGGUUCCCAGGCUGCUGCCUCUGCGCUUGGCGCCAAUAAUCUCUUGCGUCACAUUUUCAGUACCUUUCUGCCGCUGGCGGGGCCAAGCAUGUACGAGGCUUUGAACUACGGCUGGGGAAAUACCCUGCUCGGAUUCCUUGCUCUUGCGUUUGUCCCCGGACCUCUUCUCUUCUACAGAUAUGGCGAACAUCUUCGUGCUAGAACAUCUGUCACACUUUGA
This is a messenger RNA of Aspergillus fumigatus Af293, 1446 nucleotides long. Lineage: Eukaryota; Fungi; Ascomycota; Eurotiomycetes; Eurotiales; Aspergillaceae. The record is from RefSeq and is a predicted model, not a curated record.